CCUUGAUGUAUACAAAUGAUCAGUCCGUGUGUUCGAUUCUCCUGGAGAGUGCAGCCGAUACUUCGGGACUGCAGAUCGUUUGCGUUCGGUAGGAUAAAUUAUCUACGUAAAAAACCUCCAUUAAAGGCAUUUGUGCCAGUCGAUGCAGUGUACGCACCUGUGUCAAAAUUAAAAUUGGUUUUAAAAUGUGGUGCUUUCACAUUGAUAUCUACAAAUGCAAUAUUUGUGGGAUCGUUGAUCUUGGGAUUCGAAGCUUGGCGAGCUCGUCGUUCAACAUCAAAGCAUGGAGUCAUCAAAGAGAAUUUCUUUUCUCGGGUUCGUGAAUAUUUUGAAGGUAUUUUAGGAAGACCUCUGAGAGCCCUUGAUGUGUAUUGGGCUGUUUUGAUUUGCAAUAUCCUGGUUUGUCUUGGUCUCAACAGCGCAUUUUCUGCUAGACUUCUGCGUUAUUUCAGUAGCAGUCCACAUGGGCCUACUCCUGUGUUAUCAAUGCUACUCAGUGUGUUUUCGCAUCAAAGUAUUUUCCAUCUGGCUGUUAAUAUGUAUGUGCUCCACAGUUUCGCAUUGUCUGUAAUUUCAUUAAUUGGGGCCGAAGGUUUUAUCAGUCUUUUCAUUGCUGGUGGAAUUUUCUCAAACUAUGUUAGUUUGAUCAACAAAAUUUUCCGUCGGUCUACUCUCCAAUCUAUUGGUGCAAGUGGAGGAAUAUGUGCUAUAGUUGGCGCAUUCGCCAUGCUUCAACCAGACGCUAGACUGUGUAUACCAUUUGUUGUAGACAUUAUACCUCAUUCAUUUCAAGCGACUAGUGCUGUUUGGUGCAUGUUAUGCCUUGAAGCAAUUGGUACUUUGUUCUUCACCCAUAGAAGUGUAUUCGAUCAUGCAGCGCAUGCUGGCGGUCUGCUUUUUGGCAUGUUAUACGGUAUGAAUGGAGCUGAUUUCAUAUGGGAACGACGUCGUGCUGUUUUAUCUUGGUGGAGAAGCAUUCGUGAUCAGAAAUAAAUCGUACAUGUUAUGAAUUUUCUACUACAAGUACCCUAUACCUAGAACAUUUUAAAUAUUCUAUAUGGUGAUUUUAUAUUUUGCAUGUUAUAUCAUCUUGUACAGUCAGUAUGGCUUUUGAUGCAUUUACGUAUUUUCAACCUCGUUGAAGGUACAGUCUGUGUUAUUUAUUGUUUGAAUUUCGUUAAUAUGUGGAGUUUCGUUCAACCGCUUUUACAGAGGAUUAUUUGAAGUGUUUACAGAGAAUCAGCUACAGUGUGUUCGUAGUAUUUUUCCUUUUUGUGUAAAACAGAUGAUAUCAGCAGGUAUUAGCUCCUAUAUGGUUACGACUGCGACCUUCUGACUCACAUAAAAUCAUUUUCAUCAUUUUAUCCUAUUCGGAGUUGUAAUAAGAAAGUAUUACGUUUGUAAGAUAUAAUAUGCCCUUGUAGAUAGGAAACUCACAGCAGUACUCAAAGGAUAGUAAUUAUUGACUGAACCACGAUAUUUGGAACAAUCAGUCCCUUUCAUGAAUUUAGAUGUCAUCAAAAUAUCUCUUGUAAAGAGAAACUUUAUCAAUGUCAUCACCUGCUAGAUUUUCGAUAUGUGACAUAAAAAUAUCGGUUAGUAAAUGGUCUUAAGGGACUAACCGUAGCUACACCAUCAACUUAUCGAAAGCGUUCACCUUCAGAUGUGAAAUGAACUUUCUCGGUACACAGUAAUGAUAGCUCCCUCAGAAAAGUUGGAGUAAUAGGAAAUAGGAUGUUUCUAAAAGAUAGGUACUCACAGAGAAUGUUAUUAGUCUUGGACAACGGGACGUUAUUGAAUAAAGAAUUUGCAUCGAAAGAGUACACAGAUAUUUUGGUAUUAGGUUGUAUAUGAUAGGUCAUUCAUCAAACUUCUAAUGUGGUGAGGUGAAUAUCUAAAAUCGUUUCGUGUAUAUGCGUGUAUUGAGAUGCAUACAGCUAAAUAAUCAGUCGUGAGUCAACCUUUGUACUCGACCAAAGUUACUGCCAUUCCUCCUAAUCUAGUAAAUUGGAUGUUCUAAUCAUUAAACCGCUGAUCAAUGAGAAAGCAGUUUACUUUCACAUUCAACUUUACUUACUUUUAGGAAUAUUGGUCAGUUGUUUAGACUGUUCCAGUUCAUUUUUCACUUUUCCUGAAUAAAAUGCAUAUCAUGCAUAGUCUUUUUUUUUCAAUUUUAAAGUGGUCACUGAGUGUUUGACGAACUUUGACAUUUUUGUUAUUACGUUAUAUUUACGUGUGUUCAGUAUUCCUGGUGGUCAGUGAU
Molecule: messenger RNA, 2263 nt
Organism: Heterobilharzia americana
Lineage: Eukaryota; Metazoa; Platyhelminthes; Trematoda; Strigeidida; Schistosomatidae
Source: the annotation of a GenBank genome assembly